AUGUCAAACACUUCUGACAGCAAUGACACCCUUCAAUACAUGCAAAACAAUAUUCGAAAAGAGCUUUUCGAAUCGGAACUCUUUGAUUCUGAGGUAUUUUCAAAACAAGAUCAAGCCAUGUCUCUGUACUUGUUUGUGAAAAACGGAUGCAAUACGAAAGCAUUGGAAUUACAAGUGAAACAAUUUGAUCAAGCUCGAUUUAGAAAUAGAGAGACAAAAUUUGAUGAUGAAAUUUCGUCCUUGUUUGAAUCCUUGUGUGUGACCAAAGAAUUAUUCGGAACUCCUCCAUGUCUGAAACGCUACGAACAAACCUCCUUUUUACAUGAUUCCUUCACAGCCUCAACUUGA
Naegleria lovaniensis is the source of this 348-nucleotide messenger RNA. RefSeq lists its product as uncharacterized. Lineage: Eukaryota; Heterolobosea; Eutetramitea; Acrasida; Naegleriidae. The record is from RefSeq and is a predicted model, not a curated record. The transcript is spliced from 2 exons. Bases 1 to 348 code for a protein of 115 amino acids.